Mytilus trossulus (common blue mussel) is the source of this 1841-nucleotide messenger RNA. RefSeq names its product zinc finger protein 271-like. Gene Ontology annotation, molecular function: DNA-binding transcription factor activity, RNA polymerase II-specific; RNA polymerase II cis-regulatory region sequence-specific DNA binding. Bases 198 to 1304 code for a protein of 368 amino acids. Gene Ontology annotation, biological process: regulation of transcription by RNA polymerase II. NCBI's taxonomy places the organism in Eukaryota, Metazoa, Mollusca, Bivalvia, Mytilida, Mytilidae. The record is from RefSeq and is a predicted model, not a curated record. The transcript has 4 exons.
AACUAAAUAUAAUAAUAAUAUUUGACCAAAUCUUAUACCAAUUGUGGUUUCUCAAAUGGACAAUACACUUUAAAUGACAAUUCUUAAAUUUGGUCUACGUUAGUGCAGUAUAGAAGUACAUUUUUUCUUAUUAUUGAAAUAAUUAUAACUUAUUACAAAUAUAAGUAUUUUUAUCAAUUGUUUCACAUUUUGUUCUGAUGACGGACUUUCACAGAAGUGCAUUUAAAUCAGUUACAGGCAAGCCAAUGGAUGAAAUUUCAAUCGCUCAUCACAAUUUGCUUCGACGAUUCCACCAAUUUCCUACUGCUAAUAUUUUAACAGAGGGUGCCUCGUGUUCUAGGGACACAGAAAACGAUGUAAACAAAUCAACAUUAAAUACAGACCAUUCUUCGACAAACCCAUUUCGGCCUUGGUUAUGCGAGAGUAAAACGACGACAAAACCCGAUAGUACAAAUCCGGAAACAGAAUGUCCGGAACCUAAAUCAGAUCAGACGAUCGUAUCCAGAAAUAUUUUCAAACCAUCACUUAGUGAUUUGUAUCGUUACCAAUGGGCACAACAUUUAUACCGUUCUCCAUUUAAUUUUCUAACAUACGGACAACAAGCUCUUUGGACAGAUCCAAGAUUUUUUCAAUUUUUUGGUCAAAGAAAAGAUUUGUCACAUGGAAUGUUUCCAAAUAAAUACACCGAAGAGGGAGAAGUAAUUGGAAAAGGUUUAUACGAAUGUUUGAAAUGUCUGAAACAGUUCAGCACACCUCAUGGUUUGGAAGUCCACGUGCGACGUUCGCACAGCGGCAGACGACCUUAUGCUUGUGACAUUUGCAACAAAACUUUUGGUCAUUCUGUGAGUUUGUCUCAGCACAGAGCCGUUCAUACUCAAGAAAAAUCUUUUCAGUGCCAGCAGUGUGGAAAAUCAUUCAAGCGAUCUUCAACCCUUUCUACUCAUCUUCUCAUACAUAGCGAUACGAGACCUUACCCAUGUCCAUAUUGUGGGAAACGAUUCCACCAGAAAUCAGACAUGAAAAAACACACCUACAUACAUACAGGUGAGAAGCCAUACAAGUGUACCCACUGUGGAAAAGCAUUUAGUCAGUCAUCGAAUCUCAUCACACACUGCCGUAAACACACGGGUUUCAAACCAUUCUGUUGUCAGAAAUGUGGUCGGUCAUUUCAAAGGAAAGUUGACCUCCGCCGCCACCAAGAAACUCAGCACGCAGAGGAAGUGACAUCAUCGGCGGAAGCUUGCAUGGAUAUGAGUUCAGACUGUUUAGUUUCAAAAACUCCACCUGCAAUCAAUAUUGUAUAGACACAUAUACCUUUGUAGUUAUAAUUUUAUAGACAUAGAAAAAAUAGUCAGUGGGAUGUUUGGGUAGAUGAAAAUCACACAUUAUUUAUAUUUUUACACACAGUUAUAUUCUAAAUAGCUAAUACAGUUUAUCUAGUGCUAUUCUUAAUCGACAAAAAUAGAGUACUAUUUGUAUAUUUAUUGUUGAACUUUUUACAUUUUAUGUUUACUAAUUUAUCUUUGCUGCUUGCUUGCUAAAUUGGAAAUUACUGUAUGUAUCUCCGUCUGUAAGUCAGGCCUUAUUAGGCAACAAAACAGAGCUGUUAUCUCUCAGCUUCAAUGAAUUUAUAAGUGUGUCUGUGUGCGUGCCUGUGCGUGUGUCUGUCUGCAUGCAUGUGUUUGUGCGUGUGAUUGUCUUCGUACAUGUGUGUGAUAUGAGCAAUAUUGAAAUUAAGCAGUCAAAAAAUAAAAGUAAGAUGUGCAUACAGUUAUAGUUUUAGUCAAAUUAUCGGUUAUUGUGCACCAUUUCCUUCAGUGAAAUAAAGAAUUGUAAUUAAA